CCAAUGACUCCCAUCCCCACAAAAACUCUUAAGCUCCCGUAGUUAAAUCUGCGAGCCAUUAGUUAAAGAAAAAAAAACCCUAAAAAGUUUAAGAUGGGUUCCAAAACUCGCUCUUUCCUUGCUCUUUUCCUCACGAUCAACAUUCUCUUCUUUGCCCUUGCCUCUGCCUGCGGGACAUGCCCUAGCCCUAAGCCAAGGCAUAAUAAGCACAAGCCUGUUAAGCCAAGUCCUUCAGGUGGCUCAGGUGGUUCGGGUGGUUCAGGAGGCUCUGGUGGUUCAGGUGGCUCUGGUGGUUCGGGUGGUUCAGGUGGCUCGGGUGGUUCAGGUGGCUCGGGUGGUUCAGGUGGCUCGGGUGGUUCAGGUGGCUCAAGUACCUCUUGCCCUCGUGACGCACUCAAACUAGGAGUGUGUGCCAAUGUGCUAAACGGGUUGUUGAACGUGACUUUAGGUCAACCACCAGUUACCCCUUGUUGCUCCCUCCUCAAUGGUCUUGUUGAUCUUGAAGCUGCAGUGUGCCUUUGCACUGCCCUUAGGGCAAACAUUUUGGGCAUCAACCUCAACCUUCCAAUCUCACUCAGCUUGCUUCUCAAUGUUUGCUCAAGGCAAGUCCCACGUGAUUUCCAAUGUGCUUAAUCAUCAUGGUCUAUGAUAUGCACAAGUUGCUUCGUGCUUAUUCGUAGUUGUGGCUUUCCGUUAAUGUCUUUUAUUUUCCAAAUUUCAUUGCUCAUGGUGCGAUUCCUAUACGUGCAUGGAUGGUUAACUUCUCGUUAUUCUGUCGCUUUAAUUAGUAUUUGUUUUAUUUAGCAAAGUGUCGAAUUAAAUAAACUCCCGAUGUUUUUCUUAUGUAAAAGCAAAAGGAAUCAAAGAUGAUAGUGUUAUUUAUUUGACAGAUAAAUGAUUAAUGUUACGAACACUUAUUAAUUUUUA
Messenger RNA from Glycine soja, 927 nucleotides. Its product is annotated as putative lipid-binding protein AIR1. The record is from RefSeq and is a predicted model, not a curated record. Bases 94 to 633 code for a protein of 179 amino acids. The transcript has a single exon. Lineage: Eukaryota; Viridiplantae; Streptophyta; Magnoliopsida; Fabales; Fabaceae.